Molecule: messenger RNA, 1932 nt
Organism: Acipenser ruthenus (sterlet)
Lineage: Eukaryota; Metazoa; Chordata; Actinopteri; Acipenseriformes; Acipenseridae
Exons: 7
Coding region: 314-1693 (459 amino acids)
Biological process (GO): transmembrane transport
Cellular component (GO): membrane
Molecular function (GO): transmembrane transporter activity
Source: RefSeq, a predicted model, not a curated record
UUCACAAUUAACCCUGAGUACAAGCCUGUAUCUCCCACCUCCUAAACGGAGAAGUCAGGACAGCAUUGUGAACUUUAGACUUUAUUUGUUGUAAGGAUUAAAAACCAACAGGAAACCCCAUGACAGUCAGGAGGAAGUUUAUAAACUGCCUUACGUACAUAGGUUAGAUUUAAUGUUACAUAUCUACUGGACUCAGGAGACCAUUUCCUCAUAUGAAAUAGCAUGUGACUUCUACACCUAAAAAGCUUUUUGUUCUGGUGAAAGCUCCCUCCUGUCGCUACAUACAACUGUGGCUCAAGCUGUUUCUGCAACAAUGUGUGAGAGACUGGACAAAAUCAGAAAAAUCAUAACUGUAGAGCCUGUUAUGUUUUUGUACAUGACAGGAACCUUCCUAUUAACACCGGCUUAUCAGCAGCUGCUAAUAGCAAAGGUUUGUAAUGAGCUAUAUCAUGGUGAAAAUAUCUGUGGACAUCUUGAAAACUACACCAAAGAAAACCAGGCAAUUCAGAGCAAAACCUCCUACAUAUUGCUGGUAUAUGUAGCUGUCCUGAGUCUUGUAUCAAUACCGCCAGCCAUCAUCUUUGGCUCAUGGUCAGAUAAGGCUGGGCGCAAGUUGGGGAUGAUUCUGCCCAGUGUCUGUUCUGCAGUCGGUGGUGGAUUUCUAAUUGCUGUAACUGAAGUAGAACAGAUAAAUGCUUACUGGACUAUUAUCACUGCCUUUGUAAUAGGGAUCUCUGGAGGUCAUGUUGCAGUAUUCCUGAGUGUUUUUAGUUACUUGGCUGAUGUUACCAAUGAUGAAAACCGGACUCUACGAAUGGCCAUUUUAGAGUCAAUGGUUUUUAUUGGAGGAACUGUCGGUUUUCUCCUGAGUGGCACUUUAAUCCAGUAUUUUAGUUUCACUCCUGUGUUUGGGAUCUUCUGUUUAUGCCAUGUGCUCUCAGUGCUUUAUGUGCUGCUCUUGCUUAGGAAUCCAGAUUCAGGGUUAGGAAAAAUCCUUAAUGGAGUAGCAAGCCAUAGAAGCGAUGAUGAACCUAAACUCUCAAUAUUUAUGUAUGCAAAGCUGUCAUUCAAGUCUGUUUUGAAGAAAAGGGCUGGCAAAGAUAGACUAAAGCUUCAGCUCCUCAUCCUCUGCACAUUCUUGAUCAAUAUUUGCAAUGCUGGGGAACAGACUGUUGUACUCCUGUUUUUGAUGUAUCCGCCAAGGAAUUUUACUGGUGUGCUAUUCAGUGCAUUCACCUCGACAAAAAUGUUACUCUCGGGUUUAUGUUUGGUUGGACUAUUCCCAUUACUGCUUAGAUUUGUGGGAGAGAUGACCCUCGCUAAAGUGAGCGCAGUGAUGAGGGCAGCCUCAUUCAUUCUAUUGGCCUUCUCAACAAACACGUGGAUGGUGUUCCUAGUUGCUGUGGUGGGAGCGACUUCAGGUUUCACUCAGGCAGUGGUUCGUUCUGUGUCAUCAAGGAUUGUUGAGCCCAACGAACAAGGUGCUAUGUUUUCCUUUUCGGCAUCAGUAGAAACUGCAUGCAUACUCAUUGGAGCAGGAAUAUUUAAUAGCCUUUAUCCUGUGACACUCACAACAUUUCCUGGAAUGGCCUUCCUUGUAAUGGCUGCCUUUAUAAUCAUUACUCUCAUCCUCAUCCAGUGGAUCAGUGAAAUGCCUACCACUCAUCCUCAGCUGUUAAUCAUAGAGGACUGAAUCGCCGAUGAUGACAGAAGUUCUCCAGUUAAAUUGGAAAAUCACAAACUUUGAUUUAAUAGGGAUCACACUGUGUCUGAUAUUAACAUUUUGUCACAAUGUAUAGUGCUAGUAGGAGCUGACACAGCUUUAGAAUUAGAAAUGUGAAAAGGUGGUGGGUAUUCAGUAACAAACACUGAAAGUGAUUCAUGACAAGUGGUAAAAUAACAACAGAUGGUGAUUAAAGGUGUUCACAUGUG